AUGUGUUGGAACGAUUGUUAUUACCUUCGCUCCUUCGUGGCAGACUAUUAUCGAGAUUCAUCAUCAGGAAAUGAAAUGGAAUUAACCGUUGUUAGGAUAAUUUAUUUAGAAAAGGAGGAAUUGGAAAUGGAUUUGAGUAUUAGUCCAAAUGCUGAGCUCACGCUGGAUAGUUUUUGCAAGUGGCAAGCGAGUGUUAAUGUCGAUGAUAUAAGUAGUCCUUACCAUCAUGAUAUUGCCAUUUUAUUGACUAGGUAUGAUAUCUGCUCAGACAAUAUGUCAAACUGUGGACUAUUGGGCCUGGCUCAUGUUGGCACAGCUUGUACGAAAGAUCAGAACUGUGGCAUUAACGAGGAUACUGGACUCAAUCUGGGAGUCGUUGUGGCACAUGAAAUGGGUCAUGUCAUGGGUUGUUCUCAUGACGCAGAAGAUAUUUCAGGAUGUUCGUCCAAGGCAGAAGAUGGUUCAUACCAUGUGAUGGCCCCAUACGUUCACUCGCAUACAAAUAUUUGGUCCCCAUGUAGUAAAAAGUUUAUGACAACUUUGUUCGAGAAUGAUCUAGGGGAAUGUCUGAACGACAGGCCUCAAGAAACAUUAUACAAAUUCGCUGAGAUGUUACCUGGUUCGGUCUAUGAUGCUGACUAUCAAUGCAAUAUGAUAUUCCCUGGAUCAACGUUGUGUCACCAAGAACCAGAGAACAUUUGUAAGAGACUUUUGUGCAAAACCAAACCGGAUUCUUGCACUACGUUGGGCGAACCUCCUGCAGAUGGUACAAAAUGUGGAGAGAACAAGUGGUGUUACAAUUUAAAAUGCAUCGAGGAGGGGACACGUCCUGAUGCAAUAAACGGUGGAUGGGGUGAGUGGAGUGAUUGGGGAGAAUGCUCUGUUAGUUGUGGCGGAGGUGUUUCGUAUUGCAAGAGACAGUGUAACAACCCUGUGCCAAAACACAAGGGGAGGUACUGCAUCGGAAUUAAGAAGAAAUUUAGAAUGUGUAACACCCAUCCCUGUCCUUCAGGUACAAAGUCCUUUAGGGCCCAACAGUGUAGUGAACAUGAUAGUAAACUGUUUAAUGGGAAGUUAUAUACUUGGAUCCCAUACUAUGAAUCCGACGAUCCUUGUGGUUUGUAUUGUAUAAACGAACAUUUCUUCAGCAAAUUGGAACCUCGCGUAAAGGAUGGCACCAAGUGUAGAAGUGGCUCAAGAGACACUUGUAUUGGGGGUGUUUGUAGGAAGGUUGGGUGUGAUUGGGUUUUGGAUUCUGAUGCGGUUGAAGACAUUUGCGGAGUUUGUAAAGGUGAUGGGACUCAAUGUAAGAUUGUCGAGGAGGUUUAUAAGGAUCCUCCAGGGAACGAUUAUACGAAAGUCAUAAUGAUACCAAAAGGAGCAAGGAAUGUUCUUAUAGAAGAGCUCGAUCCCUCAGAAAACACUAUCGCUAUUAGUUCAGCUGACGAAAAGCAUUUCUUACUGAACGGAAAACAUAUAGAACAAUUGGACGGUGAUUAUAAAAUGGCAGGAACCCAAGCUAUUUACAGUCACCCUGAACCGGAGAAAGAGUUGUUGACAAUUUCUGGACCGUUACAAGAAGAAUUGGUGUUUUUCGUAGUGUUUUUUAAAAAGGAAAAUGUGGGUUACAAAUACAAAUGGUCUGAACCAAGAUCACAAAUUUCGUAUUUACCCCGCUACCACUGGGAAUUUACUGAAUUCGAAUCUUGCAGUAGUAGAUGUGGUGGUGGUAUACAAACUGCAAGGCCCAUGUGUCUGGAAGAGAAGGCAGGAAGGGUUGAUGAGAGCUAUUGCGACCCCGUUGAUAAACCUCUUCCUAAGACACGAAUUUGUAAUUCCAAUCCUUGUCCAACAAGGUGGAAAGUUGACAGAUGGUCUUCUUGUUCUGGUUGUAAAUUUCGUUCUGGUGUGAGGUCUAGAUCGGUUACAUGUGUUAGAGACGCAGCUAUUGCUGGUGAAGAUGACGUGGUCGUUGAGGAUUCUGAAUGCACAGGUGUUAAGCCAGCUUCAAAAGAACUGUGUAACAGUCUUAGACCGUGUCUGAAAUUAAGGAAGCGUUCUGAUGAGCUACCUGAAGAUCAAACCGAAGAAAUUUACCGCCAGACAAAGAUGCCGUCACAUUUUGAUUCAAAACCGAUGGGGUUUUAUUUAGUAACAUUCAAGGAUUUUAAUCGCAAAUUGUUGCAAAAGAUGAGAAAGGAAG
Messenger RNA from Agrilus planipennis (emerald ash borer), 2203 nucleotides. Its product is annotated as A disintegrin and metalloproteinase with thrombospondin motifs 7-like. The transcript has 14 exons. Gene Ontology annotation, biological process: extracellular matrix organization; proteolysis. Gene Ontology annotation, molecular function: metalloendopeptidase activity. The record is from RefSeq and is a predicted model, not a curated record. Gene Ontology annotation, cellular component: extracellular matrix. The annotation marks the transcript as partial. Lineage: Eukaryota; Metazoa; Arthropoda; Insecta; Coleoptera; Buprestidae.